GGAGCCUCCAGAGGAGGAGAUCCCCAAGGAGGAUGGGAUCUUGGUGCUGAGCCACCACACCCUGGGCCUGGCCCUGCGGGAGCACCGUGGCCUGCUGGUGGAGUUCUGUGAGUGCUGUGGCCAGUGGGACUGGGGACCGGCAGGGCCCGCUGGGGCCCACACCCUUUGCCUGCAAAUGCAAGGCACGUGUCCAAGAGAGGCCUCCCCUCAGGCACUCACCCCCACUGUGCCACAGAGCUCUAGGAGGGGCCUGGGGUCCGGUUGGGGCAGGCAGGAGCAGUGGAGGUACCCACAGGACAGGAGAGCACCUGGACCUCCCUGCUCUGCCAGUGGGGCCUGCCACAGACUGCAGAGGCCCCAGCCAUGUUCAGGCCUGGAGGUCCCUGAUGUGUGUGUUCUGUGGUCUCUUCACAACCUCUGACACACAUGGGAACCGUUCUCGCCUAGGAGGCCUGCCCAGGCAGCCACAUGAGCCCAGGAGCCCCGACCUUACAGGACGGGAAAGGGGGAAAGGGAGGGGUCUUUCCAGCUCUCCCAAGCCUUGCUGGUCCCUAUGCCACAGCCUGGGGGACUGGGAGGGGGCGUUGGUGCUUGGCUUGGCCAUGGCCAGGGCUCAGGGCAGAACUGAGGAGUAUGCUUGUUCCCUGCUGGGUUGUCUGGUGGGGACAGGGUGCUGCUGGGGUUGUGGCGGCCUGGGGCACUCACAGACCCGUCCCCCAGACGCCCCAUGGUGUGGGCACUGCAAGGCCCUGGCCCCCGAGUACAGCAAGGCAGCUGCCCUGCUAGCGGCCGAGUCGAUGGCGGUCACGCUGGCCAAGGUGGACGGGCCCGCGCAGCCGGAGCUGGCCGAGGAGUUUGGUGUGACGGAGUACCCCACGCUCAAGUUCUUCCACCACGGGAACCGCACACACCCAGAGGAGUACACAGGACCCCGGGAAGCCGAAGGCAUCGUGGAGUGGCUACGACGGCGGGUGGGGCCAAGCGCCAGGCGGCUGGAGGAUGAGGAGGGCGCCCAGGCGCUGAUCGAUGCCUGGGACCUGGUGGUCAUUGGCUUCUUCCAGGACCUGCAGGAUGAGGACGUGGCCACCUUCUUGGCCCUGGCCCGGGACGCCCUGGACAUGACCUUUGGCCUCACGGACAGGCCGCAGCUGUUCCAGCAGUUUGGCCUCACCAAGGACACCGUGGUCCUCUUCAAGAAGUUUGAUGAGGGGCGGGCGGACUUCCCAGUGGACGAGGAGCUUGGCCUGGACGUGGGUGAUCUGUCACGCUUCCUGGUCACACACAGCAUGCACCUGGUCACGGAGUUCAACAGUCAGACAUCCCCCAAGAUCUUCGCUGCCAGGAUCCUCAAUCACUUGCUGCUGUUUCUCAACCAGUCACUGGCUGCGCACAGGGAGCUCCUACCAGGCUUUGGGGAGGCAGCUCCCCGCUUCCGGGGGCAGGUGCUGUUCGUGGUGGUGGACGUGGACGCUGAUAAUGAGCACGUGCUGCAGUACUUCGGCCUCAAGGCUGAGGCAGCCCCCACCCUGCGCCUGGUCAACGUUGAGACCACCAAAAAGUACGCACCCGCGGAUGGGGACCCUGUCACUGCCGCUUCUGUCACUGCCUUCUGCCACGCAGUCCUCAGCGGCCAAGUAAAGCCCUAUCUCCUGAGCCAGGAGGUACCCCCUGACUGGGAUCAGCGGCCAGUUAAGACCCUCGUGGGCAAGAAUUUUGAGCAGGUGGCUUUUGAUGAAACCAAGAAUGUGUUUGUCAAGUUCUAUGCCCCCUGGUGCACCCACUGCAAGGAGAUGGCGCCUGCCUGGGAGGCGCUGGCCGAGAAGUACAAAGACCAUGAGGACAUCAUCAUCGCUGAGCUGGACGCCACAGCCAACGAGCUGGACGCUUUCACAGUGCAUGGCUUCCCUACCCUCAAGUACUUCCCCGCAGGGCCGGGUCGGAAGGUGCUUGAAUACAAAAGCAGCAGGGACCUGGAGACCUUGUCCAAGUUCCUAGACAAUGGGGGUGAGCUGCCCACGGAGGAGCCCCCGGAGGAGCUGGCAGCCCCGUCCCCGGAGCCACCCACCAACUCCACUGUGGGGUCCAAGGAGGAGCUGUAGUGCCCCGUGUCCCCCACACCACCGCUGGAAGGGAGGCGGCCCCCUCGGGUGCUGGAGGGAGCCGUGCCCUGUAAAUAAAGAGCUUGGUUCUGGA
Cebus imitator (Panamanian white-faced capuchin) is the source of this 2193-nucleotide messenger RNA. RefSeq names its product protein disulfide isomerase family A member 2 (gene PDIA2). The transcript is spliced from 10 exons. Gene Ontology annotation, cellular component: endoplasmic reticulum. NCBI's taxonomy places the organism in Eukaryota, Metazoa, Chordata, Mammalia, Primates, Cebidae. The record is from RefSeq and is a predicted model, not a curated record. Gene Ontology annotation, molecular function: protein disulfide isomerase activity. Gene Ontology annotation, biological process: protein folding; response to endoplasmic reticulum stress. The coding region runs from base 387 to 2099 and encodes 570 amino acids.